UGGAGGUUGCUCAUGUGGCGGCGCGCGUCCCAACGCGGGCAAUUCCGUCCUUUUGACAACCACCCAUGCCUCUCUUUUCGUUGGCGGCCGGGCUGCUCCGACAAAUUCGGGACGUCACUUGGCCGGCCGACAGAAUGCCUCCAGGCGAGGCAUACGGCAGCCAGGGCCAGCUACAGCAUCAACAGCCGCAGCAACGGCAGCAACAGUUCCAGCAGGUGCACCAAGUCCAGCAACUGCAGUAUCCUUCGCUGCCAACGCUGCAGCCUGGCCCGCAAGCCCCACCACCACCACCCCUCUCACCACACCCGCAAUACGCGAACUCAUAUCAGAACUCAUAUCAUAACGGCAACCAACAGUACCAACAUCAGAAUCAACAUGUCCAAUAUGCCCCUUCCCCGUAUACCCAGCAGCCUACACAGUUCUAUCCUAGCAUCGCUCCGCCGUCACAACAGCACCACCCGCAGCAGCAGUAUCCGAACUACAAUGGCUCCUUUCACCAAACCGUACCGGCCACACAGUCAGUUUCCAUGCCGGCGUCCGCACCUAUGCCCGGGUCCAUGCAGUUCGUCGAUCCCGCCUACCUCCAGCAGGCCCCCACGCCGCAACCUUCCAGUACUGUCUUCUCGUCGCGGCAGCCAUCAGCGUCGCCGCUGAGCGUCAAUAUGCCUGCCCUAGUCCAAACUCAACAACAGCGGCAGCCGCAGUCUCAGACUUAUAUUCACCAGCCCACGCCUGUGAAAGCGAGUCCGAAGAUGGAUGGGAGACUGCCACCAUCCCGGGGCACGCCUAAACUGCUUACGAAGGAAGCAAGGCGAUCAAGUUCGAGCGCCGGGGUUGCAAAAUCGCCCGCCACACCGCAGACCUCCUCUCAUAUAGAGACUCUCCCGCUCUUGCUUCAUGUUGCGGAGGACUGCUUCGCAAAGGCCAAUGCCGGGGCGCACCAAGUUGCGACGUCUAUGGAUGCGAGUGAGGUCGCAGAGCAUCACAAACUGGUAGCGACCGGGUUAGGAUGCUUGAACAUCGCGCUGAAAUCGAACAAGCUGUGGCCGCGGCUUGAGGCCAGGUUAUGUCUGCGAUACGCCAGCAUCCUCGUCGAGGAGACCACCAACAUCAUGGAAGCCGAGACGACCUUAACGAGGGGGAUCUCGAUUUGCGAGACGCAUCGCUUCCUCGAUCUCAAGUAUAGCUCACAGUUUCUACUAAUGAAGACGCUCUUCCAGCGGAAUCAGAAGGCGGCUUUCAAGUCAAUAGAAGGUCACAUUACUGACUCUACAACACAUAAGCAUGUUCCUUGGAUCUAUGCCUUCCGAUUCUUGAAAGCGGCAUUCCACCUGCAGUCUGGCACGGCCGCCGACAACCACUCUGUGGAGAACCUCCGCAAAAUCGCGGGCAUCGCGCAUCAACGCGGAGAUAAGGCUAUAUUCGUCCUAGCCAUGCUGCUCGAGGGUCUCGCGCACCUCAACACUAUGAAGGACGACUGGGCUACGCGCGUGCAGAUGUGUAUCGCCCAAGCCUCCAAGUUGCAGCUCGAUGAAUCCAUCCGCACUCCCCAGAGCGAUGUUUUAUUACUACUACUGGAUUUGGCAUGCAGCCUCCAUCAGAAAACCCACCAGAUAUCGGCACAGAAGAUGGCCAGCCUCCAGAGAAAACUGGAGGAGUUGAAGCAGUCGUCAGACUGGUCCGCACAUUCAGGAGAGAUGUUGCUGCCCGUUACUCGGAUGCAGAACGCGCACCAUAUUGUCAGCCAUGAUACAAGGGCAAUCCUGCGGCCCGGUGAUGAUCGUAUCGACUAUCUGGUCAUAUCUACCCUAGGGAAGCAAGAAGCAUGGGCGUUAGCUUAUGUGUUCAAUGGCAUCGUGGCUCACUACAAAGCUUCGACCCUAGGCCGUAGCUCGGGCAUGUGGGGAGAGGCGAUAAGGUUAUUGGAAGACAACAAGCAUUUACUACCAGCGCAGAGCCUUCCAGAUGCGCUCAGCCAAGUGGAGUGGACAAGGGAGCUCGUCUGCUACGCACACCUCCUCACAGGGCUUCAGGCCUCGACUCUUUGUGACUGGAGAAAAGUCAAGACCUGUCUCAACACGGUCAAGGGAAGCCAACCUCGAUCGGAUUUCCUCGACAUCUUGACGCUGUACCUGGAAGGUGUUUUCUACCAGGGCACAGCAUCGCUCCACAGGGCGAUGGAGAUUUGGAAGGAUGGGAAAUUUGAAAUGGACCGCAGCGGAGCGCCAAAGGCGAACGGCGGCCGCAUUGCAACGGAGUUAUCUAUCCUCGCUCUCCUUAACCGGCUCUGGAUCAUGCAGGAGCCGGAGUUUGUGGAUCUUGACGAAACGGCGGAGCUUGUCGACCUGCUGCGCCCUAUCUGCGAAGACAACCCAGACCAGGAGAUUCGCACUGUCUACAACCUCGUCCUAUCCUCCAUCCGCACAAAGCCGCCGCUCUCUGUAAACCAGGUCAAACGGCACAUCCAGCAAUCGCUGAGCGGUGCCCAGCAGACGAGCAACACGCAAUACCUGUCGAUAGCUCUCAACAUUAUGCGUUGCAAGCUGUUUGAGAAUGUGGUGGGCGAGCAGGCGCUAAAGAGCGCCAAGGCCGGGUCUGCGCAGGCGAGGAAGAGCGGGAACGUGCUGUGGAUGAGUGUGGCAGAUGGCAUGCUCGCGCAGUCGUUUGAAAUGCAGGGCGCCUUGGCUGAGGCCAGGGCGGCGCAUGAGGCUGCCGUCAGGUUGGCGAACGACGCAUUUGAGAAGACACAGAUAUGGGAGACUCAGUAGGUCCGAGUUGUGAGGUCUCUGUGACGGGGGAGGUAUAGAAGGGGUCUUGAAUCUGGUUCUGAUAUUGCUUGGCGCGCGGAUGACACCACAGAUGGGGACAAGAGGGAUGUCAGCGUCCAUUUACAACAUAUACCCUGUGAUAUUUGCCUGAUGGGGUUUGCUAGUCUUUUUAAUUGAUGGCUCCAUAGUGAGGAUUUGCGACAUCGGGAUAUCUCACUCCUGUACACUAUUGAUGUUGCUGAUCAAAGGGGGGAUUGUCGCACCUAGCGAUAGUCUUAUCGAUAAUGAAUUUAUUGGAGUCCGCGCCGCGAUC
This is a messenger RNA of Chaetomium strumarium, 3081 nucleotides long. Its product is annotated as cohesin loading factor-domain-containing protein. Gene Ontology annotation, biological process: mitotic sister chromatid cohesion; maintenance of mitotic sister chromatid cohesion. Gene Ontology annotation, cellular component: chromatin; SMC loading complex. The record is from RefSeq and is a predicted model, not a curated record. Lineage: Eukaryota; Fungi; Ascomycota; Sordariomycetes; Sordariales; Chaetomiaceae. Gene Ontology annotation, molecular function: double-stranded DNA binding. Bases 66 to 2768 code for a protein of 900 amino acids. The transcript is spliced from 5 exons.